Vitis riparia (riverbank grape) is the source of this 1761-nucleotide messenger RNA. Its product is annotated as chaperone protein ClpC2, chloroplastic-like. Bases 1 to 1761 code for a protein of 586 amino acids. Gene Ontology annotation, molecular function: ATP binding; ATP hydrolysis activity. NCBI's taxonomy places the organism in Eukaryota, Viridiplantae, Streptophyta, Magnoliopsida, Vitales, Vitaceae. Gene Ontology annotation, cellular component: cytoplasm. The transcript has 5 exons. The record is from RefSeq and is a predicted model, not a curated record. Gene Ontology annotation, biological process: cellular response to heat.
AUGGAGAAGCUUGAGCAGAAGACUUUUAAGACCGACAUGCUUAACAUAUAUGGCAGAGACUUGACCAAACUGGCUGAACAGAAUAAAUUAGACCCAGUAAUGGGACGCCAAAUGCAGAUAGAGCGAGUUAUGCAGAUUCUGUGCAAGAGAAGAAAAAAUAACCCAUGUCUCAUUGGUGAUCCUGGUGUUGGGAAAACUAUGAUUGCAGAAGGACUUGCGCAGGACAUUGCAAAGUCCAGAGCCCCAUUCAAACUCUUGCAGAAGAAGGUAUUCUCUUUGGACAUAAGCCGUCUCAUUGCAGGAUCAUCAAAUAGAGGAGAAUUUGAAGAAAGAUUGAUGAAUGUGGUUGAUGAGGUGAAAGGAAGUGAAGGAGAAAUAAUACUCUUCAUAGAUGAAGCACACACACUGGUUGGCGCAGGAUCUGGAUGCCAGGCGUUAGAUGCAGCUAACAUAUUGAAACCAGCACUUGCCAAGGGAGAGCUAAAGUGCAUUGCUGCUACAACCGUAGAUGAAUACAGGAAGUACGUCGAAAAAGACCCGGCUUUGAAGAGGCGUUUCCAGCCAGUAGAUGUCUCCGAGCCAUCUGUUGAAGAGGCCAUUGAGAUUCUGAAAGGUCUAAGCAAAAAGUAUGAAGCUCACCACCAUGUCCAGUAUUCAGACAAUGCAUUAAUCGCUGCUGCACGUUUGUCAAGCCAAUACAUCAGUGAAUACUACCUUCCUGACAAAGCUAUAGACUUGAUUGACGAGGCUGGGGCUCGUGUCCAACUUCAUCAACCACAAAUGUCUACCAAUAUUCCCACCAUCACAGAGAUGGACAUACGGCAUAUCAUCUCUUCCCGGACUGGAAUCCCCCUAGAGAAACUUUCUGCUAAAGAAUUGAUGAAGCUCGUUGACAUGGAAGAAACACUCAGAGAAAGUAUUAUCGGCCAGGAGGAUGCUGUCAAAGCAAUAUGUCGGGCCCUUCGCAGAGAUGGUGCCGGCAUAAGGGACCCCACACGCCCAAUAGCAAGCUUCUUAUUCACGGGCCCUACUGGUGUUGGGAAAACAGAACUUGCUAAAUUAAUUGCUCUAGAAUACUUUGGGUCCAAAGAAGCAAUGGUGAGGAUAGAUAUGAGCGAAUACAUGGAAAAGCACACGGUGCCGAGACUGUGUGGCUCGCCACCAGGCUACGUCGGCCACGAUGAAGGAGGCCAGCUGACAGAGGCCGUCCGGCGUCGGCCGUACAAUUUAGUUCUGUUUGAUGAGAUUGAAAAAGCUCAUCGAGAUGUGAUGAAUGUAAUGCUUCAGAUUCUGGACGAUGGACGGCUAACAGACGGCAAAGGCCGAACAGUUGAUUUCAAGAACACCCUUAUCAUAAUGACAUCAAAUAUUGGAGGCAGCCUGAUUACCCAGACAAAAAUUCAACUAGGAUUUGAGCAGGUCAAAAACCUAGUAGCUGAAGAAUUGAAGAAAAAUUUCCUGCCGGAGUUCUUGAACAGGUUAGACGAAGUGAUUGUGUUCAAGCAGUUGUCAAAGCCUCAGCUGAGGGAGAUUGUAGAUAUAAGACUGAAAGAAGUGUAUAAAAGAUUUGAAGAGGCCAAGAAAAUAAAUUUGGAAGUAACUGAGGAGCUGAAGGAGAAGCUAGUUGAAGAAGGAUUCAGCCCGGGGUAUGGAGCAAGGCCAUUGAGAAGGGCCAUUGUUAGUCUCUUGGAAGACAAGGUGGCUGAUAUGAUCCUCGAAGGAACCAUUGUCGAGGGAGAUACAGUGUCAAUAGGCAUAUAA